Messenger RNA from Suillus fuscotomentosus, 1368 nucleotides. Its product is annotated as tRNA synthetases class I-domain-containing protein. Gene Ontology annotation, biological process: tyrosyl-tRNA aminoacylation. Lineage: Eukaryota; Fungi; Basidiomycota; Agaricomycetes; Boletales; Suillaceae. The record is from RefSeq and is a predicted model, not a curated record. Gene Ontology annotation, molecular function: tyrosine-tRNA ligase activity; ATP binding. The transcript is spliced from 6 exons. Bases 36 to 1346 code for a protein of 436 amino acids.
CUUGAACUAACACUCAAACCCUCGACAUCACAGGCAUGGCGUCGACGUUGGAUGUAGGGGCAAAGUAUGACUUGAUCACGCGGAGGGUGCAAGAGGUUCUGGGCGGUGACUUGAUCAAGGCUAUUCUCGCAGAAGGUAGACUGCCAAAGGCUUACUGGGGUACCGCACCGACUGGACGGCCGCACAUCGGUUACUUCGUCCCAUUAACCAAAAUCGCUGAUUUCUUGAGAGCUGGUGUGGAGGUCAAGAUCUUACUUGCUGAUGUACACGCUUUCCUCGACAACCUAAAGGCUCCCUUAGAACUUGUCGCACAUCGGACAAAAUACUACGAAUUUAUCCUUCGCACCGUCUUCACCUCAUUAGGGAUACCCACAUCAAAAUUAAUAUUUGUUCAAGGCUCAGAUUACCAGCUUACUCGCGAGUACAACCUCGAUAACUACAGAUUGUGCGCAACCGUGACAGAGCAUGAUGCGAAGAAGGCUGGGGCCGAGGUUGUAAAGCAAGUCGAGAGUCCACUUAUCAGUGGUUUGCUUUACCCUGGUUUGCAGGCUCUUGAUGAGCAGUACCUCGGCGUUGACUUCCAGUUCGGUGGAAUUGAUCAGCGUAAAAUCUUCACAUUCGCAGAACUCUAUCUUCCUCGAUUAGGCUAUGCCAAACGUGCUCACCUCAUGAACUCCAUGGUUCCAGGUCUCAUGGGGGGCAAGAUGUCAUCUUCGGAUCCAGAUUCGAAGAUAGACUUCCUUGACCCUCCCGAAGCUGUCAAGCGCAAAAUCAAGAAAGCUUUCUGCGAGGAGGGAAAUAUAACAGAGAACGGACUUCUCGCGUUUAUUAAAGCUGUUCUCAUACCGAUAAGUCAGCUUCGCAUCGAGCGUCGGAAGGGAGAGACAGGCGUGGACAGUGAAGAAGGCCAGGGUGCCAUUGGCGACCAAAAUCCAUUUGUAGACGAUGACGCACCGGAGGGGACGGUGUUUACCAUCAGACGAGAGGGCAAAUUUGGUGGUCCUCCAAGUCAUUACAAGGAUUAUCAGGAGCUGGAGGAUGAUUUUUCAGCGAAAAAGGUUCACCCUGGUGAUCUCAAGACAGCUGUAAACAAGGCGAUUGAUAGCUUGUUGGCGCCGAUUCGGAAGGCUUUUGCUGAAUCUCCAGAGUGGCAACAAAUAGAGAAAUUGGCAUACCCAGAUCCAAAUGCGAAACCGGAACCUAAGAAGAAAAAGGAAAAGGUGUACCAUCCGCCUCCGCCAGGGAAAGGCAAGAAUGCUCAGGUAACCAAAACCUCUACCGAAUCUAGUGAACCGCCGCCACCUAUCAGCGAAGAUACUCAGCCGGGCGCUGCUGGCGAGCUCUAGGAUAAUUUUAAUUAGCCAUGAG